This is a messenger RNA of Peronospora farinosa, 234 nucleotides long. Lineage: Eukaryota; Oomycota; Peronosporomycetes; Peronosporales; Peronosporaceae. The record is from the annotation of a GenBank genome assembly.
AUGACGCGUGGUAAUCAGCGAGACACGGACCGAGCGCGUGCCCAAGCACGUCAGGCUAAACACGCCAAGGGCACGACUCAGGGCAAUCCAUUGGCUAAACGUGAAGCAGAUGCAAAAGCUUUGCAGGAGAAAAUUGCUCGUAAAGCAGCCAUGAAAGCAGAAGGUGGUGAUGUGAAUACCAGUGCCGCUAAUAACAAGGGCAAGAACAGUAAACAACAAGACAAGAAGAAAUAG